GGGUUACAUGAUCCUCCAAAAGUCCAAAGUCACGCGUAAGAUAAUGGAUCCAAUGACUCACUUUCUCACUCCCUCAAUGAAGAUAAACAACAACACAAAACAACAAAAGUAACCAACUUCUCAUUUAUAAAUUAGAACUCACUCAUGUUGCCUCACUCUACAGUGUGCUAAUAUGGCUUCUCUUAAUCCAUUAGUCACUCUUUUUCUAACUUACAUACUUCUAACUUUGUUUCAUUGUGUAGCUGAACAAGCUACUCCUCCAAAGUCCACCAAAAUUGGUCAAGGUUAUCGUUUGAUAUCUAUUGAAGAUGCCCCUAAUGGUGCCAUCACAGGACUCCUUCAAGUUAAGGAGAAGAAUGAUAUAUAUGGUCCUGACAUUCCCCUUCUACGCUUCUAUGUCAAGCAUGAGACCGAGAAUCGUUUGAGGGUACACAUAACUGAUGCAAAGAACCAAAGGUGGGAAGUUCCUUAUGAUCUUUUGCCUAGGGAGAAACCACCAACUCUAAAGCAGAACAUUAAGAGGUUGAACAAGAAUUCAAUAUCAGUGUCAAAGUACUCAAGUUCUGAGCUUGUUUUCAGUUACACUCCUGACCCGUUUAGCUUUGCAGUCAAAAGAAAGUCCAAUGGUGAUACCAUAUUUGACUCCAAUUCUAAUGACUCAAACUCAUUUGGUCCAUUGGUCUUCAAAGACCAAUACUUGGAAAUUUCUACCAAAUUGCCUAAAGAUGCUUCUCUGUAUGGUUUAGGAGAGAACACACAGCCUCAUGGGAUAAAGUUGUAUCCAAAUGACCCUUAUACUUUGUAUACUACUGAUGUAGCAGCUAUUGCUCUCAAUACUGAUCUAUAUGGAUCACAUCCUGUAUACAUGGAUCUUAGAAAUGAAGGUGGCAAGCCUUAUGCACAUGGUGUUCUGUUGUUGAAUAGCAAUGGAAUGGAUGUGUUUUAUAAAGGGAACUCUUUGACAUACAAGAUUAUUGGAGGGGUACUUGAUUUUUACUUCUUUGCAGGACCUACGCCUCUGAAUGUUGUUGAUCAGUAUACAUCCUUCAUCGGUAGACCAGCUCCGAUGCCUUAUUGGGCUUUCGGAUUCCACCAAUGCAGAUGGGGUUAUCACAACUUAUCUGUUGUUGAAGAUGUUGUCGAAAAUUACAAGAAAGCCAAAAUCCCACUUGAUGUUAUAUGGAAUGAUGAUGAUCACAUGGAUGGACACAAAGACUUCACACUCAAUCCGAUUAACUACCCUCGUCAAAAGCUUUUAAACUUUCUUGACAGAAUACACAACAUUGGCAUGAAAUACAUUGUGAUCAUCGAUCCCGGAAUUGCUGUUAACACCAGUUAUGGUGUAUACCAAAGGGGCAUGGCUAAUGAUGUUUUUAUCAAGUAUGAGGGUGAACCCUUCUUGGCUCAAGUUUGGCCAGGAGCAGUGUACUUUCCUGAUUUUCUCAAUCCAAAAACAGUUUCAUGGUGGGGUGAUGAGAUUCGCCGCUUCCAUGAGCUUGUACCAGUUGAUGGCUUAUGGAUUGACAUGAACGAAGCUUCGAAUUUCUGCUCGGGAAAGUGCACAAUUCCUGCAGGAAAGGUGUGCCCAAGUGGAACAGGACCUGGUUGGAUAUGUUGCUUGGAUUGCAAAAACAUCACAAGCACACGAUGGGAUGAUCCUCCCUACAAAAUUAAUGCUUCGGGAUUACAAGCUCCUAUAGGUUUUAAAACUAUAGCCACAAGUGCAGUUCACUAUAAUGGCAUUUUGGAGUAUGAUGCUCAUAGUAUUUAUGGUUUUUCUCAAUCCAUUGCAACACAUAAGGCCCUUCAAGGGCUUCAAGGAAAACGGCCUUUUAUUUUGUCGCGCUCCACUUAUGUUGGUUCAGGCAAAUAUGCAGCACAUUGGACAGGUGACAAUCAGGGCACAUGGGAGAACUUGAGAUACUCAAUAUCUACUAUGCUAAAUUUUGGAAUAUUUGGGGUGCCAAUGGUUGGUUCAGAUAUAUGUGGCUUCUAUCCACAACCAACUGAAGAGCUUUGCAAUAGGUGGAUUGAAGUUGGUGCUUUCUAUCCUUUCUCAAGGGAUCAUGCAAACUACUACUCUCCUAGACAAGAACUUUAUCAAUGGGAGUCAGUAGCUGAAUCAGCUAGAAAUGCUUUGGGGAUGAGGUAUAAGCUCCUACCCUAUCUGUACACCCUAAACUAUGAGGCUCAUAUUAGUGGAGCCCCAAUUGCUAGGCCUCUUUUCUUCUCAUUCCCAACCUAUGCUGAAUGCUAUGGUCUCAGCACCCAGUUUUUACUUGGGAGCAGCCUAAUGAUUUCUCCUGUUCUUGAGCAAGGGAAAAAAGAAGUUGAAGCACUUUUUCCUCCAGGAACAUGGUACAGUUUAUUUGAUUUGACGCAAGUCAUUGUAUCGAAAGAUGGAUCCAAUGUUACCCUUGAUGCACCCCUGCAUGUGGUCAAUGUGCACUUGUAUCAGAAUACCAUUCUACCAAUGCAACAGGGUGGAAUGAUAUCUAAGGAUGCUAGAAUGACACCCUUCAGCCUCAUUGUGACAUUCCCAGCAGGUGCAAGUGAAGGAGAAGCGAAAGGGAACCUAUUCCUUGAUGAUGAUGAGCUUCCAGAAAUGAAGCUUGGAAAUGGAUAUUCUACCUAUAUUGACUUCCAUGCAAGUGUGAAAGAAGGAAAUGUAAAAGUUUGGUCACAAGUUCAAGAGGGAAAGUUUGCUUUGGAUAAAGGUUGGGUCAUUGACACAAUACAUGUGCUGGGAUUAAAUGGAAGUGGGGCAACGGCUACAAUAGAGGUAGAUGGUACACUAUCAAAUGUGACAAUUGAUAUAACUGAGCAAAAUUACUUAUAUGGGCAAGGAGAUCGAAAAAAUAAUACAGUGAUGGCAAGAAUGAAGGGGUUGAAUAUCCCUGUAGGUAAAAGUUUCUCUAUGACUUGGAAGGUUUAGUUUAGAUUAGAUUUGUCUCAUCUUAAUUGGGACUUGAAACUUGCUCUUGUGUUUUCUAUUACUUUUAUUAGCAUCUUAGAUGGAUAGGAGAUGAGCUAGAAUAAAGCUAAUCCUGUUCUAUUUAAUACUAAGAGGAUUAAUCAUGGGUUAAGAUCUUAUA
Messenger RNA from Trifolium pratense (red clover), 3095 nucleotides. Its product is annotated as alpha-xylosidase 1-like. The transcript is spliced from 3 exons. The record is from RefSeq and is a predicted model, not a curated record. Gene Ontology annotation, biological process: carbohydrate metabolic process. Lineage: Eukaryota; Viridiplantae; Streptophyta; Magnoliopsida; Fabales; Fabaceae. Gene Ontology annotation, molecular function: carbohydrate binding; hydrolase activity, hydrolyzing O-glycosyl compounds. The coding region runs from base 173 to 2935 and encodes 920 amino acids.